Messenger RNA from Electrophorus electricus (electric eel), 4935 nucleotides. It is a transcript of the gene ntn5, whose product is annotated as netrin 5. The record is from RefSeq and is a predicted model, not a curated record. Gene Ontology annotation, molecular function: protein binding. NCBI's taxonomy places the organism in Eukaryota, Metazoa, Chordata, Actinopteri, Gymnotiformes, Gymnotidae. Gene Ontology annotation, cellular component: basement membrane. Gene Ontology annotation, biological process: tissue development; motor neuron axon guidance; dendrite development.
UCGGCUAGAAAGCUUUUAACUUACUAUGCCAUUAUUGAUCAACACCACGAGACUUGGGCGAACUGGCAGCUUGCACUGAAAUUGCACGUGGCCCAAUGACAUCAUGUCCCAGUAUUACUCCCUUCCCUCCCCGGCCUUCUCUUUCCUCCUUCUGCUCCUACUCACUUUCUUCCCUCCCUCUUUCCUCUCGCUUUCUCUUUCUCAAUCCUCUCUUCGCUGGGCCUCAUCCAACGACCCCUGCUACCACCAUGAUGGGCAUCCACGCCACUGCCUGUCCGAUUUCAUCAAUGCCGCAUAUGGCGUGCCUGUGCUUGCCCAGGGUCUUCUGCAAGGGUCGGAGAAGAACACCAGUGCCCUGACAGACCUCCACAACCCCCACAACCUGACCUGCUGGACGGCCUCUGAAGCUUCAGGUGCCAGGGACUGGACCUUAACGGUGCCCCUUGGCAGACGUUUUGAGGUCACUUACAUCAGCCUGCAGUUCUGCCAGCAGGUGGAGCCUACCACGCCGUUCUCCAUCUCGAUCCUGAAAUCGAUGGACUAUGGUCACAGCUGGCGCCCCCUGCAGUUCUACUCCAGCAACUGCAUGGGGAAAUUUGGUCUCCCAGCUCAGUCUGUGGCUCUGACCAGGCACCAGGAGACAGAGUCCCUUUGUUCCGAUCCGAGGCCCUUGCAGAAGCACCGUGGAGGGAUGGUUUUGGCCUUUUCCACCCUGGACGGACGCCCUUCCUCAGCAGAUUUUGAAUACAGUCCUGGGCUUCAGGACUGGGUGACUGCUACUGACAUCAGAAUAGUAUUCCACCAUUCACAGGGUAAAACAGAUAAGCUUGACACAAAGAUAGAUGAGGAGGGUGAGGUUCUGACAUGGAGAAAGGGAUCAAAGGGUGCAGUUGCAACUCAAAGUGAGAAGGAUAGAAAGGAAAGUGCUUUGAAGAUGCAAGGUAAGGAUACUAUUGAUAAGAGUUCAGAAGGAAAUGGACACAGGAAAGGGGGACAGGCAAGAAAGUCAUCAAGGAGAAAUCGCAACAAGAGUUCCUUAACAGAAAGUGGACACAAUGUGACCCACAAACAAACUGAGGCUCAAGAUGGCAGGCGCAAAGGUGGAGGUCGUAAAAAAGAUGCACCCCAUUGGAAGCCAUGCCCAAAAGGCACAUGUGAUUGGAUAGUAGAAGGGCAGGGUCAGGGCUCUAAGAGGGAGUUGAGGAGAAAGAGGAAUAAUGUUGGAAUCGAAAGAUCUCGUUCCAGAUCAAGAAACAAGAACAGCCACCACUUCCGCCAUUCCUCGCUCUCAGCUCCUCCUAGAUUUCCUCUCACUCUCGCUGACAUCCAGGUGGGUGGCAGGUGCAAGUGUAAUGGCCACGCCUCCCACUGUCGUCGGGACAGCCAAGGUCAGGCGGUUUGUCAGUGUGAGCAUCACACAGCUGGACCAGACUGCGAUGUUUGUGAACCAUUCUACUAUGAUCGGCCCUGGCAGCGGGCCACACCCACAGAGCCACACCCGUGCGUCCCAUGUGAGUGUAAUGGCCACUCCAGUAAAUGCAGGUUCAGCAUGGCAGUGUUUCAGCAGUCUGGCCGGGUCAGUGGAGGGGUGUGUUUGAAGUGCAGGCACCACACAACUGGGCGCCACUGCCAGUUCUGCCAGAGUGGAUACACCCGCAACAACAGCAAGCCCAUCAACCAUCGCAAGGCCUGCCAACCUUGCCAGUGCCACCCUCUGGGGGCGGUGGGCCCCUCGUGUAACCAGUCCUCCGGCCAGUGUUUCUGCAGGGAGGGCGUGAUGGGGCAGAGGUGUAACCGCUGUGCUCCAGGCUACAGACAGGGCAACUCGCCUCUUUUGCCCUGCAUCCGUAUUCAAGAAGUAGCUGCACCAACUCCAGGAUACCAGCCACAGUACAGCAUGCCCCAGGAAUGUGUGUCAUACUGUCAACCAUCUCAAGCUAAAGUCAGAAUGAAUCUAGAGACAUUUUGCCUUAAAGACUAUGUGCUAAAGGUACAGGUUAGGGCUAAGGAGCCCUCUGGUCCUUGGUGGCAGUUCUCCGUGUGGGUGCAGUCAGUGUUCCACGUAGGGUCGUCUCAAGUUAAAAGAGGUCUGCAGGCCCUCUGGGUUCCUGAUCGUGACCUCCGCUGUGGAUGCCCCGCCCUACAAGUGGGUAGGACCUUCCUCCUGAUUGGCGCAGAGGAGAACGGGAGAAGUUGGGUUCCAGGAGAGAGGCGAUUGGUUGCUGAUCGCUCCACAAUGGCACUACAAUGGAGAGAGCACUGGAAUCCCAAACUAAGGGGGUUUCGAGGACAGGAUAGCCGGGGAAAGUGUCCGUCACACACCAACUCCACUACACAGAUACAUUCCCGCCUGCGGAUGCGGGAAGAGUACGUACCACCACAUCUUAAGAAGCUGCAGUCUGACAUUCAUCCCUUGCCACGCCUGCAUCAUCACCAGCGUCCAAAGGAUGACAAUACUGGCUCUACACAUUCGCAUGGAAGUGCUCCACACACACAAGAAGACACCACACACAUGCAAGAAACACACGGACAUCAUGCUCAAGCUGGAGAACACUUAACUCAAGUUGUUCCACACACUGAUAGACUCCGCUCCGUCACAUCACUACAGGAUAUCCAGAGUCCCUUGCAAGCAAUGCAGGAUCCUUCCUUGGAUAGUCUCACGAGUCCAGCCAGUAAGCGCCAGUCUUUCCACCCAACAGUUUGUCCAACAUGGUCACUAGUGCCUUCAGUCAUAUAUGAACAGAAAGAAGUAGGGUUACUAGAAAUGGAAUCUGAGAAUUAAAUAACUAUGGUGUCACGAUCAGUUCUGUGCAGCGGACAGGGAAAAUGUCCCCUGUGCUCUGUUACAGAUCUGCAGGACGUUCAAGAGCAUUGCCGUGGAGACCUGGGCGAAUUUACUUCAGUCCAUGAAUGUACAAAUGAUUUUAAUGGUUAAAGGUCUUGAAUGUACUUUCAGAAUGUAUUUCUUCCUUAUUACUGUAGUAAGCAGACAGGAGGAUUGCUGUUUGUGUUGUAAGUGAGGACUUCCAGUUUGGUGCCUGUUACUAAUCCAGUGCUAGAAAAACACUUCACACAGGUGUAUUUUAGCAAACAUAUACUGAUAAUUGGUCAUUCAUUAACAGAUGGAUAUCACAUUUAGUUUUUAACCAAUCGUCUACCAUAUUAAUUUUCAGAGCAUAUGUGAGUUUAAAAGACUUUGAUAUUAAAUUUUUAUUUUUAAUGUUAGAUAAAAUGUAUGUAUCCAAUUUGUUCAGGCCUGCUUUCAUGAGUCAGCCAUAACAUUAAAACUACUGACAGGUGAUGUGAAUAACAUUACCUUGUUACACGUGUUGAGGGAUGGGAUACUUUAGGCAGCAAGUGAACAGUCUGUUCUUAAGGGUCAAGUGAUGGAAGGAGGAAACAUUGACAUGUAAGGAUCUGAGUGACUUUGACAUGGGCCGAUUGUGAGGGCUACAUGGCUGGUUCAAAACAUUUUUUACAUUCAGCAGCAUUUGUGGAUUCAUGUUCCCAGUAUGCAGUGGUUGGUACCUACCAAAAGUGCUCCAUGGAAGGGCCACCAGAAAACUGGUGAGAGGGUCAUGGGCAGCCACAUCUCACUGAAGUGCGAGGGGGUGAAGGCUAGCCCAUCUUCUCUGAUCCCACAGAAGAGCUACUGUAGCACAAAUUAUAUCUUUUAUGUCCUGUGGACGGUCAGGUGCAUGUGCGUGUUGCUUACCUGGGGAAGAUGCGGUACCAGGAUACACUAUGGGAAGAAUGCAAGCCAACGGAGGCAGUGUGAUAAUCUGGACAAUGUUCUGAUGGAAGACCUUGGGCCCUGGCAUUCAUGUGAAUGUUACUUUGACAUAUACCCCCUACCUAAACAUUGUUGCUGACCAAGUAUAUCACUUCAUGGCAACAGUAUGACAGUGUGCUCUUUUAGCAGUAUAUUGCACCACGCUGCAAUAAUUGUUCAGCAAUGGUUUGAAGAACAUGACAAAGAGUUAAAGGUUUUGAAAAAUUCCCCGGAACUCGGUCCGAUCAAGCACCUGUGGGAAGUUCUGGAAAAAACAAGAUUGAUCUACAGAGACCCCAUCGCAUGUCUUACAAGACCUGAAGGAUCUGCUGCUAAUGUCUUAGUGCCAGAUACCACGGGACACCUUCAUAGGUCAUGUGGAGUCCAUGCCGUGACGACUCAGAGCUGUUUUGGUGGUGUGAGUGGGACCUACACAGUAUUAGGCAGGUGGUUUUAAUGUUACAGCUUUUCAGUAAAAGAAUGAUCAAACCUUAAAGGAUAUCAAAACCAAAAAGAGGUUUUCGCACAACUAACAGUCUCACUUACCUGGCAGGCCAGCUUUUGUUGCCCACUAAAGUGUAGCAAUAUAAAACAGCUUUUCAUAAACAACUUUAAGAAACUUUGUUUUUGCAACAGAGUCAGAUGCCAAAAAUGUGAUUGGGAAACUAAACACCCAUUUGUUGAGACUUGCCAGCAAAUCUGAGGGGAUGAGAAAUGUUUUUAGAUGUUUAGAUGUAUCAGACAGGUAUUACACACGUGGACACUUGCUCUCUAAAGUCUCUUACGUUUUCAAGUCCUAUUAACUGUGAAGUAUUUCCAGUUCUAUCAGAUUGGCAUCAUAGUGUGCAGCAGCUAUCUGUGCCUGACUUUCCAUGACCAAACAUUUAGUCAGGCCUAUUUACCUUAGCUGUGCCCAGAACCCAAAUGCACUUAAUAUGAACAGUGGGUCACUUUUGUACUGGUAACACAACCGUCUGGUUAUUACUGUUCACAUGUUAGCGUUUGGCAACAUUUUAUAUAAAUAACAAAUGUUAUUUAUGUCUUAUUAAACAUUUAUCUUGUAAAAUACAAUUUGUGGUGAAAUAAGGUAAAUAGAAGAGUCUACCUGUGUAGAACAUUUAAAAAAAGUUCUGUAAAAACGUGAAGAUCUCACUAAAAGGAUC